UACAUUUUUUUUUGAAGGACGGAUCAUACACUUUUUUUUUUUUGAAAUAACGGAUCAUACACUUGAUUGUAGGUAAGGGAGAACAGAUCGAAAUUUCCAGCUGCCGUAAUAUCUUCAUUAUUUGGGCUUUGAAAACGUCGGUACGUGAAUGAAUUUCGACCGAUGCUAGAAAAGUCUCCGUUUUAGUUCGAUAGCAAAAGGGGCGAAAAAGAUGCUGGAAAGAGUGGUUCAUCAGGUGCUACUAGGAUAUCUUGGGCGAUAUGUCAAGGAUUUCUCGAAGGACCAGGUGAAGGUCACUCUUUGGAACAUUGAGGUUGAAUUGAAGGACAUAGACCUCAUCCUCGAAGCCUUCGAUUAUCUGCAAUUACCUUUUGCUUUGAAGCAAGGUCGAGUUGGGAGGCUCAGCAUUAAGGUUCCUUGGAGUUUGAUUGGAGGUGAACCCAUUCUUAUUGCUUUGGAGAAUGUUUUUUUUCCGCAUCCCCCAGGGACGAUCAUGAGUGGAGAAUGGAUGCCAUUGAAACAAGAGAACUUGCUGGCAAGAAGGCUAAGCUUGCUGCUGCUGAGCUUGCUAAACUAUCACUACGUGUUUGUGAUAAUAAAGGAGGGUGGUCAUUCAUUCCCUUGUUACCACAAAGGUUCUUGAGAAUAUCCAGGUGUCCAUUAGAAAUUUCCAUGUUUUGUACUGUGAUAUGCAAUCAAAUUCGGAGCAGGUUUUAUUUGGUUUAAGAUUUUCUAGCUUGACAAUGUUAAAGCAAAAUUCUGUUGGGUUGAAAAUGGGUCAGGAGAGCAAAAUUGUGGAGGUUGAAGGGUUAGAAAUUUAUUGUGGCAUCUCCAAAGAUGUUGGCAAGGAUUUGAGUAUGAGCAAUGUUGGGUUUUUUGAAUCUUGGUUCAAUUCACACUUUGUUGGUGAUAAGCCUGAACAUAUAGUAGAUCCGUUCAACGUAUCACUGUCUCUUUUGGUGAACAGAUAUGGAAAACAUAAUGAUUUGCCUCAGUAUUCUAUCAGUGCUAAAAUGACCUGUUUGGUUGUGUCUUUGAAUGAGAUUCAGUUGCAGCAAAUCUUGAUCCUUUCAGAUUACUUAACUACAAAUCAGUUAAGGGAGAAGUAAGCUUGAUGUU
Hibiscus syriacus is the source of this 1119-nucleotide messenger RNA. RefSeq names its product vacuolar protein sorting-associated protein 13b-like. NCBI's taxonomy places the organism in Eukaryota, Viridiplantae, Streptophyta, Magnoliopsida, Malvales, Malvaceae. The coding region runs from base 690 to 1109 and encodes 139 amino acids. The transcript has 8 exons. Gene Ontology annotation, cellular component: extrinsic component of membrane. Gene Ontology annotation, biological process: protein retention in Golgi apparatus; protein targeting to vacuole. The record is from RefSeq and is a predicted model, not a curated record.